AUGAUUGAGGACUAUGGUCUGACAGACCUGGGCUUCUAUGGACCUAGAUACACUUGGUCCAAUGGAAGGGGUCCAUGUUAUAUUGUAUGGAAAAGAUUGGACAGAGGUCUAACUAAUGACAACUGGCUAAGCUCCUUUCUUGCAACCACCAUCAGUCAUUUGGCUUCAACUGGCUCAGAUCAUUCUCCUCUCCCGAUGGAGAUAACUGUGAGACAAAAUUCAUUCAAGAAAUACUUUAGAUUCCUCAACUGUUGGGUGAAGAAUAAAUCCUUUAUGCCUCUAGUUCAGGAAGUGUGGAAUAGUCCUAUCAAUGGAAGUGCUAUGUGGAUCUUUCAUCAAAAACUCAAGGUUCUUUCUAGUUCUCUAAGCAAGUGGUCCAGACAACAAUAUGAUGACAUCUUUCAAAAACCCAAAGAAUUUGAACAAAAGGUCAAAGAAGCAGAAGAAAAAUGGGCAGCUUCCAAUGAUCAUGGGGACAGACAAAACUUGCACGAUCUACAUGCUCAAUACACCAGACACUUGAAACUACACAAAGAAGUUCUAAAAUAA
Nicotiana attenuata is the source of this 549-nucleotide messenger RNA. RefSeq lists its product as uncharacterized. Lineage: Eukaryota; Viridiplantae; Streptophyta; Magnoliopsida; Solanales; Solanaceae. The coding region runs from base 1 to 549 and encodes 182 amino acids. The record is from RefSeq and is a predicted model, not a curated record. The transcript has a single exon.